Cucurbita maxima (winter squash) is the source of this 571-nucleotide messenger RNA. RefSeq lists its product as uncharacterized. The record is from RefSeq and is a predicted model, not a curated record. The transcript is spliced from 2 exons. Bases 157 to 405 code for a protein of 82 amino acids. NCBI's taxonomy places the organism in Eukaryota, Viridiplantae, Streptophyta, Magnoliopsida, Cucurbitales, Cucurbitaceae.
AAGUCUGAAAAAGCCCAAAAGACCGUAAAGAAAGAAAAUAAAAACCCAUUCCUCAGUUUGGAGUUCUUUCUAAUCUCUUCUUUUCCCCCUCCCCCCCGAGAAUUACAGAUCUUCUUCGUCUUCCUCUUCUCCGUCGUCGUCGUACUGUGGAGAGAAAUGCCGUCCAAGCUCGUCUCUCCAGGUCUUCCUCUCUGUCUUUCCGGCUUCUCUCUCUCUCAUCGUUCUCUCUCUACAGAGAUGGAAGAUCAUGAUCGAAGGAGGGAAGCCAUGAGAAGGCGAAGAUCAUCGAGUGCCGAUGCAGGAGGGAUCGGCUUCACCAGAUACAUCAUUCAAGCUAUUGGAGAUGGAGAUCUUCAUGAUUUGUGUGAAAAAACCAAAUUAACUUCGGCUGCAAAAGCCGCUUAGAUUACGAAAACACUGUCCAUGAUUCCACAAUCUCAACUUUUUGGGUUGGUUUCGGAUCUGUAUUUUCAUAUUUUGUCAAAAUCCUGAUUUGGAGCUUCAUGUAUUGUUCUCCUUAGUUUCCAACUUUCCUGGAUGGUUCAAUGUAAUCCUCUUCUAAUUUUACUUU